Molecule: messenger RNA, 4368 nt
Organism: Amaranthus tricolor (Joseph's coat)
Lineage: Eukaryota; Viridiplantae; Streptophyta; Magnoliopsida; Caryophyllales; Amaranthaceae
Product: ABC transporter B family member 2-like
Exons: 12
Coding region: 389-4162 (1257 amino acids)
Biological process (GO): transmembrane transport
Cellular component (GO): membrane
Molecular function (GO): ATP binding; ATP hydrolysis activity; ABC-type transporter activity
Source: RefSeq, a predicted model, not a curated record
AGUGUACUAAGUCCAAAACCAAUCCUUAUAAGAGAAGAGAAUUUAAGAAACAGUAUAACUAAUAGGAAGUAGAAAGUAUAGUUCAGAGAUACUCCAUAAGAAAAUCAUAAUCAACGUACCAUAAAUUAAAACCCACCACAUGAAGACAUUAUAGUCAGCCAUGCAGCUGUAUUCUCUUCUACACUUAAUGCCUUAUUUUCUCUCAACUACUACUUACCUUCUUUUUAACCUCCUCACUUAUCUUUCUACUUAAACUCUCCCAUUUUUCUAAUUAUCUCUCUCAUUCUAUUUUCUCUCCAAUUAAAUUUUCCAUAUUUAUUUUUUAAUUGGGGUUGUAAAAAUCGUGCAUCAUACGGGUAUCUGUCUAAUUAUCGAGAUUAAAUCAAAAAUGAGUAUUCAAUUGCAAGAAACAAAACAUGGGAAUGGGAGGGAUAAUAACAUGGAGGAAGAUCAUGAGAGAAAGAAAAUGAAAGAAGAAGAGAAGAAUAAAUCAAAGAAUCAAAGUGUACCAUUUUUUAAGUUGUUUUCUUUUGCUGAUCCUUUGGAUUAUUUUCUUAUGUUUGCUGGUAGUAUUGGCGCCAUUGCUCAUGGAGCUUCUGUUCCUGUUUUCUUCAUUUUCUUUGGUAAAUUAAUUAAUCUUAUUGGUGUUGCCUAUCUCUUCCCUAGAGAAACUUCUCAUGAUGUUGCUAAGUAUUCCAUGGACUUUGUUUACUUGAGUAUCGUUAUAUUAUUCUCUUCAUGGGUUGAGGUGGCAUGUUGGAUGCAAACCGGAGAGAGACAGGCAGCUAAAAUGAGGAUGGCAUAUUUGAGGUCGAUGUUGAAUCAAGAUAUAACUCUUUUUGACACUGAAGCUUCCACUGGAGAAGUUAUUAAUGCCAUUACAAGUGAUAUAUUGGUUGUUCAAGAUGCUAUUUCUGAAAAGGUUGGGAAGAUCUUGCACUAUAUAAGUAGAUUUAUUGCAGGAUUUGCAAUCGGGUUCGCAAGAGUAUGGCAAAUCAGUCUGGUUACACUUUCGAUUGUCCCUGCUAUUGCUUUCGCCGGUGGAUUCUAUGCUUAUGUUGCCACUGGUCUCAUUGCCAGGAUUCGGAAAUCUUAUGUUAAAGCUGGUGAAAUUGCUGAAGAGGUGAUUGCAAACGUGAGGACCGUCCAAGCAUUUGUUGGGGAGGAAAAAGCAGUGAACACCUACCGAGAGGCACUUUUAGGGGUUUACAAAUAUGGGAAGAAAGGAGGAGUGGCCAAGGGGCUUGGUAUGGGUUCGUUACACAGUGUUCUGUUUCUUUCUUGGGCUUUGCUUGUUUGGUAUACUAGCGUUGUUGUUCACAAGGGUACAGCUAAUGGAGGAGAGUCUUUCACCACUAUGCUCAAUGUUGUUAUUGCUGGCCUAUCACUCGGGCAAGCUGCACCAGAUAUCUCUGCCUUCCUCCGUGCAAGAGUUUCUGCAUAUCCAAUAUUUGAGAUGAUAGAAAGAGCUAAAGUUAGCAAAGUAGGUUCAAAAGGUGGUAGGAAAUUGAAAAGUGUGGAUGGCCAUAUUGACUUUAAGGAUGUAUAUUUUAGCUACCCUUCUCGUCCUGAAGCAAAAAUCUUUGAUAAAUUCUGCCUGGAUAUUCCAGCUGGAAAAAUUGUUGCCCUUGUGGGUGGAAGUGGAUCUGGCAAGAGCACUGUGAUAUCUUUGAUUGAGCGUUUCUACGAGCCACUUGCAGGACAGAUACUUUUGGAUGGAAAUGAUAUCAGGGAACUGGAUCUGAAAUGGCUUAGACAGCAAAUUGGUCUUGUCAAUCAAGAGCCUGCACUUUUUGCGACAAGUAUCCGAGAGAACAUUUUAUAUGGAAAAGAUGAUGCUACUCUGGAUGAGAUCACUCGUGCUGCCAAACUUUCAGAGGCCAUUACUUUCAUUAACAACUUGCCAGAGAGAUAUGACACUCAGGUAGGUGAAAGAGGAAUUCAGCUGUCUGGGGGCCAAAAGCAAAGGAUUGCAAUAGCCCGUGCGUUAGUGAAGAACCCAUCAGUAUUACUACUUGAUGAAGCCACUAGUGCACUUGAUGCAGAGUCUGAAAAAAGUGUACAGGAGGCACUUGACCGUGUUAUGGUAGGGCGAACAACUGUGGUUGUGGCACACCGACUUUCCACAGUAAGAAAUGCGGACGUCAUAGCCGUAGUCCAAGGUGGUAAAAUAGUGGAAACUGGAAGCCAUGAGGAGCUAGUUUCUAAUCGAGAGAGUGUUUAUUCAUCACUUAUUCAACUCCAAGAGUCAGCCUCCACAGCGCGUCUUCUAUCCCGAGGGGCAACCAUGGAUCGACCUUCAAGCACAAAAUAUUCCCGAGAACUAUCUUAUAGUACAAGUAUUGGUGCUAGUUUCCGCUCUGAUAAGAGUUCAAUUCGAGAGGAUGUAGUAGAGCCUAUCAAAAUAUCAAAGGUUACAUGGGGACGGCUACUUUCCUUGAUACGGCCAGACUGGUUGUAUGGCUUCUUUGGUACUAUAUUUUGUUUAAUGGCUGGAGCCGAAAUGCCUCUUUUUGCUCUUGGAGUUACACAGGCUUUGGUGUCCUAUUAUGAAGUAUGGGACGUUACAAAGACUGAAGUCAGGAAGAUUGCUCUGUUAUUUUGCGGGGGUGCUGUGGUUUCUAUUUUCAAUCACGGUUUUGCCCACACCUUCUUUGGAAUAAUGGGGGAGCGACUUACUCUUCGUGUGCGUCAAAAGAUGUUCUCUGCUAUAUUGAGUAAUGAAAUUGGAUGGUUUGAUGACGCAAGGAACUCAAGUUCAAAUCUUUCAUCACGUCUAGAGAGUGAUGCAACUUUGUUGAGAAGCAUUGUCGUUGAUCGAACAACAAUUUUGAUUCUCAACUGUGGAUUUAUAGUCACGUCCUUUAUUAUUGCCUUCAUGUUGAAUUGGAGGCUAACUCUUGUAGUUCUAUCAAUGUAUCCAUUGAUCAUCAGUGGCCAUUUCAGUGAGAAACUCUUCAUGCAAGGAUAUGGUGGUAACUUGAGUAAAGCAUAUUUUGGUGCUAACAUGCUUGCUGGUGAAGCUGUUAGCAACAUCCGAACUGUUGCUGCAUUCUGUGCAGAAGAAAAGGUUCUUGACCUAUAUUCUCGUGAGCUUGUUGAGCCAUCAAAACGAUCAUUUUCACGUGGUCAGAUUGCAGGAAUCUUCUAUGGUGUCUCCCAAUUCUUCAUCUUUUCUUCUUAUGCCCUUGCUUUGUGGUAUGGUUCUGUUUUAAUGGGAAAAGGCAUAUCUGGAUUCAAAUCUGUCAUGAAAUCAUUUAUGGUUCUCAUUGUGACGGCAUUAGCCAUGGGUGAAACUUUGGCAAUGGCUCCAGAUCUGCUGAAAGGCAACCAGAUGCUUCAAUCAGUAUUUGAGGUGAUAGACCGAAGGACUGAGGUGAAAGGGGACUCGGGGGAAGAGGUAACCAAGGUUGAAGGAUCUAUCGAGCUACGAGGAGUGGAAUUUAGCUACCCAUCUAGGCCUGAUGUAAUAGUCUUCCAGGACUUCAACCUAAAAGUUCGUGCAGGAAAGAGCAUGGCACUGGUCGGGCAGAGUGGCUCAGGAAAGAGCUCAGUCAUUUCUCUUAUACUUCGUUUUUAUGAUCCAACAGCCGGGAAAGUAAUGGUUGAUGGCAAGGAUAUUAGGAGGCUGAAGCUAAAAUCUUUGAGAAAGCACAUAGGAUUAGUCCAACAAGAACCCGCUUUAUUUGCAACAUCUAUAUACGAGAACAUUCUCUAUGGGAAAGACGGUGCAACUGAGUCCGAAGUGAUCGAAGCAGCAAAGCUCGCUAAUGCACAUAGUUUCAUAAGCGGCCUUCCCGAGGGAUACAACACCAAGGUAGGCGAAAGAGGGGUGCAACUCUCCGGAGGACAAAAACAAAGAGUGGCCAUAGCAAGGGCGGUGCUAAAAAAUCCCGCUAUAUUGUUACUAGAUGAAGCCACGAGUGCCCUUGAUGUGGAGUCUGAGCGUGUGGUGCAGCAAGCUCUCGACAGGCUGAUGAAGAAACGAACGACAGUUGUGGUGGCUCAUAGAUUAUCGACCAUAAAAAAUGCAGACCAAAUAUCGGUGAUACAAGAUGGUAAGAUCGUAGAACAAGGAACUCAUGCUAGUCUUGUAGAGAUUAGAAAUGGAGCUUACUGUAAGCUAAUUAGUUUACAGCAGCAACAGUCAUCACAGCAGUAAUCUGGAGGAUAUACUUGUAUGAUAUGAACUGAGAUGUUUCUCAAGGGUUUAGCUAAAAGGGUAUAUCAUUUUUCUCUUUUUUUUUAAUUACUUUUUUUUGGUGGGGGAUGUUAUUGUUCUUGAUCAUAGAGGUGUAUAGAUUUACAUCUAAAAUUACAUAAUGAAGCCAAUUGAUUCCUAAUAACAAGGAUAAUAAUUGCAAAUCA